Messenger RNA from Neurospora tetraspora, 1656 nucleotides. Its product is annotated as major facilitator superfamily domain-containing protein. The record is from RefSeq and is a predicted model, not a curated record. Gene Ontology annotation, molecular function: transmembrane transporter activity. The transcript is spliced from 4 exons. Gene Ontology annotation, biological process: transmembrane transport. NCBI's taxonomy places the organism in Eukaryota, Fungi, Ascomycota, Sordariomycetes, Sordariales, Sordariaceae. Bases 1 to 1656 code for a protein of 551 amino acids.
AUGUCUCGGCAUCAAAAUGGCGAGCAGCCAACCAUACGAGGGGGCCCUGAAGCUACCUCACCACAUAUCCCGAUUCAUCAGAGUUCGACUAACACCAACGAUAAUGAUCACCGCUUGAAGCCUCCGGUGUUAGGUACAGUCGCAAAUGCCCAGUCGUCAGGGAUAUCACUACCUCAAAUUGCGCAAGUCGACGACGCUGAUGGAAGUGCGGCAACACCAUGGAAGAACCGGUUUCAAACACUCUGGCACUGGAAGCCCAAAGCGGCUAGGUAUGAUCCCGACAACCCCCCAGAGUUUACCAUGUGGAUAAACAUCUUGUUCGGGUUUGCAUCAUGCUUCACCGUAUCCAACCUGUACUACAACCAAGCCGUCCUAAACAAGAUCGCAGAGACGUUCGAUGUCACCUUCGAAAAGGCCUCAUCGGUAGCCACGCUGAUGCAAGCUGGCUAUUGCAGCGGUUUGUUGUUCAUCUGUCCGCUGGGUGACAUCUUCCCCCGGCGACCUUUCAUACUUGGGUUGAUCGCUUUUACAGCAACUUUGUGGAUUCCCCUCUGCCUAACCACCUCCUUCCCCUCCUUCGCCACCAUCUCCUUCCUCUGCGGCGCCACCACCGUCACCCCCCAACUCAUGCUCCCCCUAGUCGGCGACCUCGCGCCCCCCGCCCGCCGCGCUUCUUCCCUAGCCGUCAUCGUCUCCGGCCUCUCACUCGGCGUCCUCCUCGCCCGCACCCUGGCCGGCGUGCUAGCCAACUUUACCUCGUGGCGCAACAUCUACUGGUUCGGCUUAGGCGUGCAAUGGCUCGUCUUUGGGUUGCUCUACAUCUGGAUGCCAGAUUACCCCUCCAAAAACCCAGACACAAAGUUCAACUACUUCAAAAUGCCGUGGCAAAUCGCGAAGCUGUUGGCCACCGAGCCGUUGCUGCUGCAAGCCGCCUUGGUGGCGUUCUUGCACAGCGGUAUUUUCACGAGUUACUGGACGACGCUGAGUUUCCUGCUGAGCAGUCCGCCGUACGAGUACUCGUCGGUGGUUAUCGGGUUGUUUGGGUUGAUUGGCGUGGUGGUGAUUGUGUGCGCACCGAUUUACUCGCGGUUGAUUAUCGAUCGGUUGGUGCCACUGGUGUCGGCGAUCAUGGGGCUGGUGGUCGAGACGGUGGGCGUAGUGGUGGGCACGUCGGUGGGUAGUUUCAACGUGGCGGGCCCGGUGGUGCAGGCUAUUAUGAUUGAUUUGGGAGGACAGUUUACGCAGAUUGCGAUGAGGUCUUCGAUUUAUGGGAUUCAGCCGUUGGCGAGGAAUCGGGUUAAUACGGCGUAUAUGGUGGUCAGCUUUGCUGGGCAGUUGACGGGGACGGCGGUGGGGAAUAGGCUUUAUGCUCAGGGAGGGUGGGUGUAUAGUGGUGCUUGUGGGAUUGCCUUCGGCGGGUUUGCGCUGAUAGUAUGCCUUGUCCGAGGACCAAGAGAGAAAGGAUGGAUUGGCUGGUCAGGGGGCUGGACCUUUCGGAGGGAAGAUUUACCGCCGAAGAAGAGUGAGACGACGACGGAGGAAGUACUCGAGGAAGCUGGUGCGGUUGGUCACGAUGAUGAUGGUCAUCGUGGUGUCGAUUUGAAAAAUGCGUCCACUGGCCGGGACGGCAACCAUGACGGCAAGAAGCAACAAUGA